Molecule: messenger RNA, 1797 nt
Organism: Salarias fasciatus (jewelled blenny)
Lineage: Eukaryota; Metazoa; Chordata; Actinopteri; Blenniiformes; Blenniidae
Gene: tedc2
Product: tubulin epsilon and delta complex 2
Exons: 10
Coding region: 66-1532 (488 amino acids)
Source: RefSeq, a predicted model, not a curated record
CUUUAUAGCGAGAUAAAUGUGACUUCCGCAUCCGUCAAGUUGGAUCUCGCGGAGAGGAGAGAAGCAUGUCGCUCGUGUCAGCGCUCGAGCAACUCAUCAAGUCUUACAAAGUCCACCAAACCGAGAUUCAUGACAGUAUUCAACUACAUAGAAAGCUGCUGCAGAGCUUAGAACCACAUCCAUUGGCAGGCUCUGAGGAAUCUGAAGUAGUAGACAAUGCCGAAACAGGUGCUGCUGCCUCACCGGGGGAAAGGGAGGAUAUUGAACUGCUAGAACGAGCAUUGGAGACAGCCCUUCGAGUCCGUUCGAGCUCAGAGCCUUCUAAAAAACACCCUGUGAAAAGCAAACUAUAUGGAUCUUCAGGGGAGCCAGGCAUUGCUAUUAGCUCUCCCAUGGAUGCCCCGCAAUCAUCUGCGUCAUGUAAAGAGAGUCAUGCAACUGUCAAAUUAACCUCUAAAUCUGGCAGCCAUGCUAGAAAAGUCCACAGAAAGGCUGGAUCGUCAGUGUGUUCCUCUCUGGUAUCAAGACCUGCAAACAGCAACUGCCAUAAACAGCCGAAACCUACAACUAACAAGAAGAUGAUCCAAAAGCAUCCCGUUUCAUCUGUCAGGGUUUUGAACCACAAGGAUGGAUCAGGGUUCGGCUCUGCCGUUCACAUGUCAACGUUGCCCGACAAGACUGUUAAAAAGGACGUGCCGAGUGCCAGCGAGCUGGGAAAAACUGCAUCUGUCGCCACACCUUUUUCAAAUACGGUGGUGGCUUCUUCACAGGCGGAUGAGUCUAGAGCAGGCAGUGUGCAUCAGCAGAUUGGAAGGGCGUCCUCUGAUCAGGCAACUAAGUGGCAAUCUUUAAGAAACAAGCAAAACAGACUGUGGGACAAAGUCAUUGCCCUGCAGAGGAAACCUGUUCCUGGGAGGAGUCGCUUCAUGGAGAGAAUGAGAGCUACGUUUCCCAAAGAUUGGCCAUGUGGCAGCCCCGAUCAGACCAGAGCUGUGGUGGACAGACUGACUCACAGAGGACAUGACCUCCUGCUGCUCCGUCUAGCAAAGGAGGCUCCUGAGGAAGAGACCUCGGAGUCAGACAAAGCGCUGGGUCAUAAAGAUAACAGCUCUGAUUCAAGUUGGACAAUCGAAGAGUUGAUGCUGACAGCAGAGGAGCUCCAGAAAUCUGCACAUAAAGUGAAACAAGAGUGGAAAGCAUGGGAUCGAUGGAGGCCAGAGGGAGGCUGUCUUUGCACCACCGGGGCAGAUGGUGUGUGGGGAGAUGGGAUAGCUGCACCCCUGCCCCUGACUAUCACCUACACAGCAGCGGAAGAGCUCCAAGAGCUGGAGAGGCUGCGCAUGAGGGCGGCGCUGCUGCAGCAGGAGAUUCACCUUGAAGAGGCUCUGUUGGACACGCUGUCCCCUCAGGUUUCUUCGAUAGAGCCUGGACCUGGAUGCCCCAGCGCCACUGUGCUCAGAGAGCUGUACUCGCUGCUGGGGGAAGGAGGGGAGCGCUUUCCUGCCAUUGUCCUGGACUCUGAGUCUGACUGACUGCUGAGCAGGUCGCACUGAGUCUCAGUUAUUAAGCACAGCUACAGGCGUGAAUACUUGCAGUCACAUUCCUUUGACUCAGUCACUGAAUUUAAACAUGAAGUUUUACAAAUAUUAUAAAUAUUGACGACAGGGUGCCCACCAGUUGUCGCACUUUAUAUCAAAAAUACCUGUAAAUGCAAGUAUCUAUUGUUGUAUAUCUCUGUUUGGUUCUUCUUUCAGCAAAUAUUGCACAGGGUAAGGUCCUACAACUUCAGAGAGUAGC